UGCUGCUUCUGCUCGGUGCUUCUGCUUUCUCUGGCUCCUCGCAGCAGAGCCGGCUGCCUCUGGCCCCGAGGAUGAUGCUGAAGCCCAAAGCCGUGGCCCGGAGGAGGAGGAGGACUGGCAACAUCGUGGGCAGCAGAAGCAGCAGCAGCAGCGGAGGGCAGCCGGGAGCCCCUCGGGGUCUCUCCUCCUCGCAGCAGCAGCAGGGCUGAAGGCAGGCAGGCAGCAGGCAGGGAGACGCCUCGCUCGCUCGCUCUCUCUUGCAGCAGAGGAGGAGGAAGCCGAAGGGACGACAGCCCUGCCAGAUGGAGCCUUUAUGCCAUCCCUGGUUUGGAGAUUAGGAGGGCUUUUGGAGGACAUACAGUUGCAUUGACUGGACCAGGACAUGAGUGGCCUCUGCUGGACCCACAGCAAGAAGGGCAAGGUCUCUUGCUGGCGUUGUAUUCAUCCAACCGGCCAUGCUUGCUCACCAUGUUGGAAACCAGGGAUGAGGAGGGUCUAAUAUGGAGCUAUGCAAGCAAGUGAGGAGUUGGGCAACUGGAGACACCUUCCUUGGCUUUCUUCUUGCAACGCUUCUCCCCAGGACCGUUUUCUUUCAACACAAACACCCAGUUGGCCGCCACCAGUUCCUUCUUACCUUGCUGGGAAGCCACUUUUGACUCCAAAAAGGCAACGGACGGACACUUCCUAGAAUGUUGGCCUUGACGAUGCGUUGGACCUCGUUGCCAAGACCUUGCUGCCUCUGGCCAGUUGGCCUCCGCCAGCCAGAAUGCCCGGCCUUCAUAGGAUCCUGGGGAAACGCCACUCCGGUUUUGACCAGCUUUCAUCCGUUAUGGAAGGCCAAACAUCUUGGUGGCGCUCUCACCCUGAGAUCUCACUGUUGCCUUGGACCUCCUCCUUCCAUGUGAGAAUGGGGUCCGUGUUGAGGUGCUCCUGAGGAGACCGGGAACACCGGCAGCGGAUGAUGAGCGCUGUCAAUGGGGGCAGCCUCGUUGUCGGUCUCCCCACGGUCUCCGUCACCCUGGAUUUCAGCAGCCUGAUGGCUUGGCAGCUGACCCCAAAUUGGACUUUGAACCUCAGCUCGCCCACAUCGGAUCCUUUCAAUGCCUCUGUCGGAGUGGAGGUCUCUCGGACGUCCCUCGGUGAGAAGAACUGGCCGGCCCUCCUCAUCCUCAUCAUCAUCCUGCUGACCAUCGGAGGCAACAUUUUGGUCAUCAUGGCUGUCUCCUUGGAGAAGAAGCUCCAAAAUGCCACCAACUACUUCCUGAUGUCCUUGGCAGUGGCAGAUAUGUUGGUGGGCAUCCUCGUCAUGCCAGUUUCCCUCAUCACCAUCCUUUACGAUUAUGCUUGGCCCUUGCCUAAACAAUUGUGUCCCAUCUGGAUCUCCCUAGAUGUGCUCUUCUCCACCGCCUCCAUCAUGCACCUCUGCGCCAUUUCACUCGACCGCUAUGUCGCCAUCCGCAACCCCAUUGAGCACAGCCGCUUCAACUCCCGGACCAAGGCCAUGAUGAAGAUCGCGGCCGUUUGGACUAUCUCAAUCGGGAUCUCCCUGCCCAUCCCAGUCAUUGGCUUGCAGGACGAUUCCCGGGUCUUCGUGAACGGGAGCUGCGUCCUCAACGACGAGAACUUUGUCCUGAUCGGUUCCUUCGUGGCCUUCUUCAUCCCUCUGGUCAUUAUGGUGUUUGCCUACUGCCUGACCAUCCAGGUCUUGCAAAAACAAGCCUCGGUGUUCCUCUACGGAGAGACUCCCAAGCAGCGGAGGAGCAGCAUGAACUGCCUGAAGAAGGAGAACAACACUGAGAACCUCUCCAUGCUCCAGAACCACGAGGCGGCCUCCCACUUGAACUCUCCCACCAACAAAGAAGGGGUCCUCUUCCGGAAGGGCACCAUGCAGUCCAUCAACAACGAGCGGAGAGCCUCCAAGGUCUUGGGCAUUGUCUUCUUUUUGUUCCUCGUCAUGUGGUGCCCGUUCUUCAUCACCAACAUCAUGUCUGUCCUCUGCAAGGAGGCGUGCGAUGAGGCUCUCCUCGGCGAGCUUCUGGACGUCUUCGUUUGGGUUGGGUACAUCUGUUCGGGGGUCAACCCCUUGGUCUACACCCUCUUCAACAAAAUCUACCGCAGGGCUUUCUCUAACUAUAUCCGCUGCCGCUACGACAGUGGGAAAAAGUCGGCACAGCGGCACAACCAGUGUGCCAACGUCUCGACAACGGCGCUGUAUGGGAAAGACCUCCAUUUGAACAGUUACCGCAAUGGGAACGAACUCAACAGCAUGGAGUUGGAUGAGACAGAGGAUGCCCUAGAAAUGCACGUUGGGACUUCGGAGCUCUCCAUAAACAGCUGCAGUGGCGAGAAAACCAGUAGCGUGUAAAGAAACCCAAACCAACAAACAUAAAACACAAACACAAACAAACCCACAUUCUGGGUUUCACUGUGGUGCAGCUAACCAACCAUGUUAUGUGCUAGUCAAAGAAUGAUGUAAAUAAUGCAUUUGGAACAAAGAUGUCUUUCUUUUUUCUUUUCCCCUUUCCUUUAAUUUAAUUUACAUUUUCAUAUUUGUAACUCAUUGCUUUUCCCCAUCAUUCCUCAAACAGAGUCUGUUGGAUGCAGAGCAGCUGGAAGGAAGCUCUGUAGAAAAAGCGGAUCCCAAUGACAUCCAUUAGUUUGCUUACAAAACAUUUUUCUUUCCCUUUUCCUUUUGGUGCAUGAACAAAAUGCUAUUAAUCUCAGGUGGUUUUCUUUUUCUAAAAAAAGUCCUUAAUGGUGAAUUAUGGGGUAGCCUCAUGUCAAAUAAAGGGAGAUGACU
Messenger RNA from Sceloporus undulatus (fence lizard), 2800 nucleotides. RefSeq names its product 5-hydroxytryptamine receptor 2C (gene HTR2C). The transcript is spliced from 6 exons. Gene Ontology annotation, molecular function: neurotransmitter receptor activity; G protein-coupled serotonin receptor activity. Lineage: Eukaryota; Metazoa; Chordata; Lepidosauria; Squamata; Phrynosomatidae. Bases 959 to 2365 code for a protein of 468 amino acids. Gene Ontology annotation, biological process: G protein-coupled receptor signaling pathway, coupled to cyclic nucleotide second messenger; chemical synaptic transmission. The record is from RefSeq and is a predicted model, not a curated record. Gene Ontology annotation, cellular component: plasma membrane; dendrite.